GUAGUUCCCUUGUACAGUGUUCAACUGUAGAAGAUAAUCCAAAUCAGAAGAUACUCUAUUUAUUUUUUUCAAAAAUUUUGUUUUAAAAUUCAUUCUUUGCUCAUAUUUCCAUAUGAACUUCAGAUUGUGGCUGCUCAUUACUGUUUUUGGGGAAUGAACAAUCAUGAAUGGUGCAGAGUCCGCAAAAUGAGAUGAGAUUGGAAUGAAAUUACUGGUAUAGGUGACUAUUUUGUUUGUUAAUAUGGAGAGAUUCUCUUAUAGAGAUCAUAUUCUGGUGGGAUUGGGGCACGGUAGUCCACGGAGAUCAGUCGGAAACCCCAGUUCUUUACCAAAUACCCCAUCCAGAAACUCCGAUGUGGUAGAUUUCAGUGACGUAUUUGGUGGCCCUCCCAGGCGUUCUUCAAUCCAUGAACUGCGGCACAGUGUUGGUGAUACGUAUGGAGAAGAAAGAAAAGAAGGAGAAGAAGAAGCAGUUGCCUCCUGCAGUUCAUGGUCUACUCUGAGCGAGAAGCCAGUUUUUGGUGAGGAAGGUCUGGUCCGGAGGAGAUACCCGAGCGAUGAUUUCUUCAAUGAUAUUUUUCGAGGUGACGAGUCUUCAAGCUCCACUCCUAAAAAGCCUGAUCGGGAUUCUUUCUCUUCAACGCCAGCUUCCAGGAUACUACGCCCUGUCCGCUCAGUACCCUCCAAACCCGAAACUUUUGGCCCUUCAUCACUCCCUACACAGCUCAGCCUUCCUACAAAGUUGGCCAAAGAGAUGGACUUUUUGGGGUACAAUACUUCUCCUAGUGGUAAUUCAUAUAGAAACAAGGAUGAUGCUUCAAAUGCUGGUUUUCCAUCUUCCCCAGGAGCUUUUAUCUCUAGAGCUUCAAACCAAGUGAUCCAGGGACAAGAUGACUUGAAAAAUGAUGCUCAGCUCUCUUAUCGUCAAAGUCCUUUAUCACGGGAGUUUUCUCUUAACAAUGAAGAGUCAUCAAAAGCCCCCAGGCUUGGUAACGAGGACAGAAGAGGACACUUGAAAAAAGAAACAAGCAACCCAGAAAUGCAUGAGGAACAAUUUCACUUCUCUAUAUUCAAAUGGGCAAGCAAAGGAAUGCCACUAGUGAUGCCUUUUAAGGGAGGGAAAGUUUCAAGCUCAAAAGAGAGGGGUAAUGACUCGAGUGGUUCAAGCUCAAGAGAAAAGAUCAAAAGUGAGAUAGUAGUAAGUGAAGUACCUGUUGAAUUUCCAUCUCUAAAUGAUAGAAUCUCGUCAGUGAACAGCUCAUUUCACACGGAAUGCGGAAAGCAAGGCAGUAUUUCAGUUAUCAAUUCAGUGAUUGAAGAUACAAUAGAUUCAUUUAGAUUUACUGAGAAAGCAGCAUAUUCCAAACCUGAUAGAGAACCGUUUCAAAGUAUUACCACAGAAGUCCCUAAUAGCUUCACCAUCCAGAAGGAAGGAAAAGAAACUAAUCAUUUUUCAGGUCUGUCUGGUUCUCCACUUGACAAAGGCUUACAUGGAAGCAUAAAAAAAGAGGCACAUGUCUUCAUGCAAGAAAAAGGCAAAGCUGAAUCAAAAUCUUUGCAUUCACUGUUGCACAACAAUUAUGACGGACAACGGAAGGACAGGAUGGCUAGACAGGCUGAAAAGAAAGACGACAAGGAAGGCACAGUUGAAACUAUUGAUGUAUCAUCUGGAAAUAUUGGUAGUGAUAAAACAAACAUGUUGGAUCUUGCAGCUAACAGUGGCUUGCAAGGUACACGAGAAAACUCAAGAGACAAACUUUUAGGAAUCCAAGUCAAGGGAAAAGUCAAAGAAUUUGUCAAACUUUUCAAUCAAGAAGCUCCUUCAAAACACAUAACUAAUGUUGGCACACAAGGUCAUAGCUCUGGAGGGAAAGAGAAGGUUGCAAGUGAAGCAGAUGAUGGAGCACACAUUUGUACAAGCAAGGCAGAUGGGAAAGAGAAUAUGACCGAUGUGAUCAAGGACGAAACAUCAACAAAUGACCAGGCCAUUGUAGAUCGAACUGUGAAACAAACAGAGAGAUCACAUUUUGUCGACACCACCUAUAAAUCUUAUGAUAUUUUCUCUGGAAGGACUGGUAACUCAGCAUCAUGCUCUGAAACUAUUCCUGCAAGUUUUGAGGCACCACUUUGGAAUGUAGAGGAAUCUCAUCUUGAAGAUAUUGAAGGGAGCUACCUGGUAGAAGAAUCAUCUCCUGACCAAAACAUACAACAAGAAGCUGUUGAGCAUCAUGAAGAACUCCAAAUUUCAGAUGCCAAAAUACGACAGUGGUCAAAUGGAAAGGAAACAAACAUCCGAGCACUGCUAUCUACUCUACAAUAUGUUCUUUGGCCUGAAAGUGGAUGGAAGCCUGUUCCCCUUGUCAAUAUAAUUGAAGGAAGUUCUGUGAAGAGAGCCUAUCAAAAAGCAUUACUAUGCCUGCACCCAGAUAAGCUACAACAGAAAGGUGCUGCAUCCCAACAAAAAUACAUUGCAGAAAAGGUCUUUGACAUUUUGCAGGACGCAUGGACUAAUUUCAAUUCGCUGAGUUCAUAUUGAUUGCACUAUAAGGUGUGAACAUCUGCCUCUACUCAACAAUGAGAAAAUCAAGUUAUUAGCGUUUAAUCACAGGGCAUUUAGACUGUACAUAUGUAUUUUGUGAUUUAUUCUUGGAAUUUUUUCCUUUUGUGUGGGUAUACAAUUCUUGAAGAAACCUUGAGAAGUAAAUAGUGAUUUAAAAUCAAACAAGGAGCCCAGGAAUACUCAAACUAGUGAUAUGUGAUAAUUAAGUUACCUGGACCAUUAACUCAGCAGCAAAGUUUGAUAAGUAAGAUUUGAGAUCACAUUUUACUUUCCAGCGAUUGAAUCUGAAAGAUUGCUGGAACAACUUUAUGCAUUAAGUGUAUUUAUAAAAAAAAAGGUUUGUGUAUUGAGUUCU
Molecule: messenger RNA, 2915 nt
Organism: Telopea speciosissima
Lineage: Eukaryota; Viridiplantae; Streptophyta; Magnoliopsida; Proteales; Proteaceae
Product: J domain-containing protein required for chloroplast accumulation response 1
Exons: 10
Coding region: 242-2536 (764 amino acids)
Biological process (GO): clathrin coat disassembly; clathrin-dependent endocytosis
Cellular component (GO): vesicle; intracellular membrane-bounded organelle; cytoplasm
Molecular function (GO): clathrin binding
Source: RefSeq, a predicted model, not a curated record